AAGACAUGCCCUGCAUGUGCACAGAGCCCCAAAAAAGGGGGGUAAAUCAGAAGACAAAAUGGCCUUCCAUCUCUUCUCUCUCUCUCUCGGUUGCUUGUCCGAAAUCUCCCAAGGCACCAAUAUGCUUAUCGUCAUCACCACCACCACCACUACCUGAAAUUCCGUUUUUGCCCUCCGUGCACUUCAGCCGUACGGCACCACCGAUUCCCACAACCUCCAACAAAUCUAUGUAUAGCAAAAUCCCAAUCCUAGGGUUUCUCUGUUCUGGAAUGACACUCGGCGCCGGCUAGGGCAAUGCUGGUUCCCGGAGUGUUAGGGUUUGAGAGCAUCGUCUUGGCCCUAGUUUGUGUUGUUUGGCUCGUGAUUCGCCACAAGUGGAAGGAUGCGGCGGCGAAGAAGGAGGAGAUCAUGAGGCUGGUGGCUAUUGCGUCCCAGGAGACCGCCAUGGCCGAGGUCGAAGCCACCGUCGAGUACACGUUCAUGCCGGUCGUGCGGCGGUUCCAGUGCGCUGUCUGCUUCAGCCCCACCACUCGGCGCUGCUCUCAGUGCAAGACCGUUCGAUACUGUUCUGGCAAGUGCCAGAUUAUGCACUGGAGACAAGGUCACAAAGAUGAAUGUUGUCUUUCAAUUGCUGCCGUGCAGUUUCAAGAUAAUAGUGACUUCAGUGGGAAAGCAACUUCGGAAAAGGAGUCUGAAAUUUUCGGUAAUAAUUUUGGGAUAGGAGAACCUGAACUUUUUUCUAAAGAUUCACUGAUGAUGGAUGGUGAUAAUAUCAUCUGGCCUUGUGCAGAUACCAAAGGACUGCAUACUGGUUUUCCAUCUUCUGGUGGCUCAUUGUCUGCUGGUUUUUCUCCAUCUCGUGUUGGAAGUAACACAUCUGUCAAUAUUUCUUCCAAUCAAGUCAUUAGGUCCGGCACUGUUGACAGAUCAGAGAAACCCCUUUCUGAUGGUGUUGCCCCUGAUAUGCUUGGAACAACCGCUAGCUUUAGUGAGACAGAACUAACCAUGUUGCCACCCACUGAGUCUAAUAAUUUGUUAAAUUCUGUAGGUCGUAUUUCUUGUGCAAAUAUAUCAAAUAACGUGAAAUCUGGUCAUAUUGAUGAAGGGGUUGACUUCAAAUCUCAAUUUUCUAAAGCCAAGCCGGUCUUAACUGAUAAUGUGAAGCCAGCAAAUAUGGGCAAUAGUAAGCCCACCAGAGGGUCUGCUUUAGGAGGAAAGUUAGUUGCAGAUGCCUCCAAGUUUAGGCGCUCACCAUCCUUGAGCUGUUCAGGGUCAGAUUCUGUAGGUGAUGAUGGGGAAGACGACUCUGAGUUAACCAAGUGCAAAGAAGUCAGGUCUUUGUUUUGUAAUGCUUCUAGUGAUCGUCCAUCUUCAGCUACUGGAGGGCAUUCGGUUUCCAAUUCCAAGUCUGCAAAAAUUGAUGGUUGUCAUGCCUUACCUUCAAAAGUUAGUACUGCUCCAAGCUUGCCACAAGAUAUUCGAAAUGGCUUGAAAAAAUCAGUGCGGAAAGUUGUACAGCAGUUUAGGGCCCCAAAAGAGUCAAAACACAAUCUGUUAGGUCUUGGGAAUGAGACUGGAAAGCACAAUUACAAGAUAGUCUUUCCAUACGAACUGUUCAUGAAACUUUACUGUUGUGAUAAGGUGGAACUAUGUCCAUUUGGCCUUACAAAUUGUGGUAACAGUUGUUAUGCUAAUGCUGUGCUCCAGUGCCUGGCAUUUACUCGGCCUCUUGCUACUUACCUUCUUCAUGGGCUUCAUUCUAAAUCAUGCCGAAAGAAGGGGUGGUGUUUUAUAUGUGAGUUUGAAUGUCUUAUUCAGAACGCGAGGGAAGGCUAUUCCCCAUUGUCUCCCAUUGGGAUACUAUCCAAAAUACAUAAAAUUGGAAGUAAUCUUGGUCAUGGGAGGGAAGAAGAUGCCCAUGAAUUUUUGAGGUAUGCUGUUGAUACAAUGCAAUCUGUUUGCCUCAAGGAAGUUGGGACUGGGGGUCCAUUGGCAGAAGAAACAACCCUAGUAGGCCUAACUUUUGGGGGUUACCUUCGAUCUAAGAUAAAGUGCAUGAAGUGCCUUGGCAAAUCUGAACGGUAUGAGAGGAUGAUGGAUCUUACUGUUGAGAUAGAUGGGAACAUUGGAACUCUUGAAGAGGCUCUUACGCAAUUUACUGCUACUGAAACCUUGGACCGAGAUAACAAGUACUAUUGUGGCAGGUGUAAAACUUAUGAGAAGGCGAAAAAGAAGUUGACAAUAUUAGAGGCACCAAAUAUUUUGACGAUUGUGUUGAAGCGAUUUCAGUCUGGGAACUUUGAGAAGUUAAACAAAUCAAUUCAGUUCCCCGAGGUUCUCAACAUGACCCCAUAUAUAAGUGGAACUGGUGAUAAAUCUCCUUUGUACAGUCUUUAUGCAGUGGUGGUUCAUUUGGAUAUCAUGAAUGCUGCAUUUUCCGGUCAUUACGUGUGUUAUGUGAAGAAUUUUAAUGGGGAGUGGUUCAGGAUAGAUGAUAGCACAGUAGAACCUGUGGAAUUGGAGAGGGUCUUGUUUGAAAGGGCGUACAUGCUCCUUUACGCUAGGCACUCUCCACGGGCCCCAUCUUUCAUCAGGAACAACGUGGUGUCUCAUGGCGGACGGUCAAAGAAAAGGAACUUGGAAGCUGUUCCUUCCAGUCUUACCGCAUCCAAGACAGAGUCUAAUGCUGUGGCAGGAAGACGCAACAAUCAAUCGUUCCAUCUAGAUGAUUGGAGAUUCCAUUCAAUGCAAAGAGUUGCUGCAGUGGAUUCAUCAAGUGAGAGUUCUUCCCUUUUCAGCAGCUCAGAUGCAAGUUCUUGCAGCACCGUGAGUAGCAAGGAUUCUGCCAGCACAGGAGACUUGUCUGAUUACAUAUUUGGUGAAGUGCGACCUGGUUGGUACAGCCAUUAUGGGCUUUCAUCGGACUCAGUUUCAUCUUCAUCCUAUGGAAACUUGGAUGCAGAUUCAGAAGUGGACAACGGCUGGAGAGAGGAUUUGGAUGGGAAUGGAAACUCUGCAAUUUUGUAUUCUGACACAACUAGACACCAUAGGAAGUCUAGCUGCCAGUUCGGUAGUAGUAGUAGUACUAGUAGGGACGCUGACUUCGAGCAAUUUGUCUAUGCUAACCCUCCUUCUGUUGUAAAUUCUGGUGUAUCAUUAAGAAGACCAAGUGGUGAUAGAUCAGCUCAAACGUUUUAUUGAGGUUUGAGUUGAGAUGGAAGUAAGCUUGUAUUUAUGGUAAAAGGAAAAAAAAAAAUCGUCAUCAAUUAUUCCCCCACAAUC
This is a messenger RNA of Corylus avellana, 3282 nucleotides long. RefSeq names its product ubiquitin-specific protease 17 (gene UBP17). The record is from RefSeq and is a predicted model, not a curated record. Gene Ontology annotation, cellular component: nucleus; cytosol. NCBI's taxonomy places the organism in Eukaryota, Viridiplantae, Streptophyta, Magnoliopsida, Fagales, Betulaceae. Gene Ontology annotation, biological process: protein deubiquitination. Gene Ontology annotation, molecular function: cysteine-type deubiquitinase activity.